AUGGACCGCUUGGGUUUUGGAGGAGUCAUCUCUCAACAGCCCUUCCGGCCUCCGCUGCCUCCGGCAACUCCGGCAACGGUGCAGGCCGAAGGCGAGGCGCCGCCCCUGCCGUGCCGGGCGCCAGGGUCGCCCUCUGCGCCCUCCUGCGCAGCGCGAUUUUCUCGGCCUCCCUGGUCGGCGACGGCGGUGCCGUUGCUGGCGGUGCCAUUGCUGCCGUCGCUCGCUGUGUCGCUCCGGCGCCGAGCCAUUCGAGCCCAUCGACUGCAGCGACACGCGAUCUCCAAAUCGCAUAUUUCGCCUCUCGACUGCGCAGAGGUCCUAGAUUCCUCCUUUGUGGGAGUUGGCUCUCGCAGAGUUGGCUUAAUUGGACGGCAGGUGAAGCUGAGCAAAGCCUUACGUUGUGCCGGCGAUGAGUCGGAUGAUGGGGGCGGCGACAUGGAGUCAACCGAUAUGAGUUUCCUCCAGAAGCUGAUUCAGAAGCAAAGGGAAGCUACAGAGAUAGGCAUCUGCACUGAAGACUGGCAUCCUGAGCUAUUUGAUGAAGUGCCUGAAGGUUACAGGGAUGCUCUUGAGGCCGGAGUUGAUUUAGUAGAUGUGCUUGCCAACAGUAGCGCGCUGAAGCUCCUGGCAUCGACGCCUGCGAAGGGACAGCCUCGGUUUUCAAUUCGAGUGGCGCCCAAACCGACCUUGGGAUUGGGUUAUAUUGUCCACAGAAGCGUGGUUCAGCACUACGCGGUGCUCAGUCCGCUACAGCAGACAAUGAAGAGGCUCAGUGUGGGGGAAAUCGAGACGCUCACCAUACACAGCCUUGGUCAAGGACGAAUGCAUUUUCCUUUUUGGGUCUACGAUGCCGUUGUAGAGGCAUACCAGAAAGGGCUUUGCUCGCGGAUUGGGGUGAGCCAUCCAAAUGCGGACAUCAAAUCAGUUCUGCAGGCCCGCCAGGAGUUAGAGAGACGUGGUGCCUCGCUGUCAUGCGUCUUUGUCAAGCUGUCAUUGUUGCAGCGCGAGGCCACGCAGUUGGUCAAAGCGUGUCGCGACGAGGGCUUGCAGGUCUUCGCCACGGAGGUUCUCGGGCCCGAGGAGCUUGCGUCUGGACGAUACACCGCUGCCAACCCCACGGGCGGUGAGAUUUCCGUGCCUCGGUUUACUCUGGCGCAGCUCAUGCCGCUGCGGCCGCUUCACGAUGCUUUGGAAGAAGUCGCUCGCGGCCUGAGGUCGCGCUGCGAGAAACCAGAGAUCGACACCACACAGGUGGCGUUGCAGUGGGUCGUCAGCAAGGGUGCAAGUCCACUCUGCGAUGUCACCACCACGAACAAUGCCAAAGCUGUUGCUGGCUGCAAAGGGCCGGAUGGAUGGAAGCUGACACCCGAGGAAGAAGCACGGCUGGACGAAGCAGCAGAUGAAGUUGCAAAAACGCGCAGAAGGUGGUGA
This is a messenger RNA of Symbiodinium natans, 1431 nucleotides long. The record is from the annotation of a GenBank genome assembly. Lineage: Eukaryota; Dinophyceae; Suessiales; Symbiodiniaceae.